AUGUCAUGGAGCUUCUUCUUCGGAACUCUGAUGGAUUCAGAAAUCUCUUUUUUUGUGAAGUACUUCUUUCUGGAUACGUCUCCAACAACCUCCACUUCUAGGAAUAGCCAAGACUGGAGUAUAUUAGCCACAUUGAUGCGAUUCAGCUUCAGUGUACUUUCGAACACCUUCAUCUUGGGUUGGCUUAAGUGCGCCCAAGUGAUGCUGAAUCCUUUUGGUCUGGAUGAUGACGACUAUGAGGCUUGCGCUCUGAUUGACAUGUAUCAGCGAUCACUGGCAGCUCUUCUCACCAGACCGGAAACGAUACAACCAGUUGCACAGCGUGUUUAUCAUCGACUGCCGCACACCGUAGGAAGUGCCCUGAGGGGAGGAACCAGCGAAACAUCACUUUUCGGAUCAAUGGCUCAUAAGGCAAUGUCAUUGGUGGGACAAGAAGUUGUUCAUAAGCCAAAACUGAAAAAAUAG
Molecule: messenger RNA, 465 nt
Organism: Ostertagia ostertagi
Lineage: Eukaryota; Metazoa; Nematoda; Chromadorea; Rhabditida; Trichostrongylidae
Source: the annotation of a GenBank genome assembly